AUGGGCGCCGAGCAGCCACGACGCGCUGCACUUUUCGAUGCGCAGGGCCGAGCCGGGCGUUGGACCCCGCUGCAGCUCCAAAUUCAUGGCUCCUCUCGAGCCGCUUUUUUGUCCGCAAGCAGCUGCGACCAGCUGCAGCUGCGACCAGCUGCAGCUGCAGCUGUAUCUGCACGCACCGCAAGUCGACGCGCUGAAUUUGCGCCCAAAUUGACGCUCCCGGGUCCGAUCCCCGCUGCAGGCGACACUCCAAGUGGAGCAGCAGCGGCGCAGCGAGCGCGCGAGCGAUUGAUCUCUCGUGCUUCCCCCGACGCACUCUUUGGCACUCUCGCACGCCACUCUUCCUCGGCCCUCCCGCGCUCGACUGCUGUGCUGCUGUUCCGUCAUUCGAGCCGGUCUGCUCGCUCCGCUCCACUUGACGUCUCCUCACCUCCUCCCACCUUUCCGCCUCCUCAUCUCAACCUCACCUCGACCUCCUUCGCCUUGCUUGCACGCCAAAUCUACCUGUCGUCGCACUGUCAUCGCACUGCCAUCGCAUUGCCAUUCUCAACUGGCAUUUCGACUCGCGCUUCGGCUUCGCUGCACACCUGCAAGUAG
This is a messenger RNA of Moesziomyces aphidis, 594 nucleotides long. Lineage: Eukaryota; Fungi; Basidiomycota; Ustilaginomycetes; Ustilaginales; Ustilaginaceae. The record is from the annotation of a GenBank genome assembly.